Messenger RNA from Phycomyces blakesleeanus NRRL 1555(-), 249 nucleotides. RefSeq lists its product as hypothetical. The record is from RefSeq and is a predicted model, not a curated record. The transcript has a single exon. Lineage: Eukaryota; Fungi; Mucoromycota; Mucoromycetes; Mucorales; Phycomycetaceae. Gene Ontology annotation, molecular function: protein binding. The annotation marks the transcript as partial.
ACAUUAUUACAUCUGGCAGCACUCUGUGGUUACAGUCGUCUGGUGCGAGUCUUGAUUCGGUUAGGUGUAGAUGUGGACCGGGUAGAUCGAAAUGGGUUUACUGCCCUGCACUUUGCGAGCUGGACUGGCAAACAGGACAUUGUCCACACCUUACUCCAGACGUCUGCGGACCGAUCACUUUGCAACAAUGUUGGAAAGACAGCAAAAGCUCUUGCUGCCGACGCUGGACACACACGCGUCGUAGCUCUC